Messenger RNA from Mugil cephalus (flathead mullet), 642 nucleotides. RefSeq names its product major histocompatibility complex class I-related gene protein-like. Lineage: Eukaryota; Metazoa; Chordata; Actinopteri; Mugiliformes; Mugilidae. The transcript is spliced from 3 exons. The coding region runs from base 1 to 642 and encodes 213 amino acids. Gene Ontology annotation, biological process: immune response. Gene Ontology annotation, cellular component: external side of plasma membrane. The record is from RefSeq and is a predicted model, not a curated record.
AUGGUUGAUGGAGUUGGAGUUCUUUACUGUGACAACAACACCCAAAGAGCAGAACCCAGACAGAGAUGGAUGACAAAGCUGAUGGAAGACGACCCAGCACAGAUAGACUGGUACAACAAUGAAUUUCGGGAAAGUCACAGCUUCUUCCAUAACAUCACGAAGGAUCUGACGUUAAACUUUAAUCAGACAGAAGGUGUCCACACAAUGCAGUGGAUAUUUGGCUGUGAAUGUAAUGAUGAGACUUCAGAGAUGACUGGUGUUAAUAAGUUUGGCUACGAUGGAGAAGACUUCAUAAUUUUCGAUUUGAACUCAAAGAUGUGGAUCGCUGUGAGAGCUGAGGCUGCCAUCACCAAACAUAAGUGGGAAUCAAACAGAGCUGGAUUAUCUCACACUGUCGAUCAUCUCACUCAGCUUUGUCCCGAGAGGCUGAGGAGGUUUUUGAACUACGGGAGGAGCUUUUUGAUGAGGAAAGACGUCCCCUCAGUGUCUCUCCUCCAGAAGACUCCCUCCUCUCCAGUCAGCUGCCACGCUACAGGUUUCUACCCUGACAGAGCCAUGAUGUUCUGGAGGAAAGAUGGAGAGGAGAUUCAUGAAGGAGUGGAACAUGGAGAGAUCCUCCCCAACCAUGAUGGAUCCUUCUAG